AUGAAGAACAAGCCACUAUUUGAAGGGAUAGAUGAAUCUUUACCCCUCGAGAUCAUUGCUAGCGCGCUUCACAUGGAUGAAAAGGAAGCAAAGGCUAACCUAGAGACCAAAGGGAAUACCAAAGGGUUUUCGCUAAAUUUUCUCUUGGAAAGAGCUCAUACCCUAUUGAAAGCAGAAAGUUGGGAUGCUUGUUACUCUGCUAUUGCGUUGGCCAUUUAUGGCGUCAUCAUGUUCUCGAAUAUGGAUGGUUUCGUAGACAUGGCUGCCAUUUUCGUUUUCCUUACUGGGAACCCAGUACCUACUUUGUUAGUCGAUGUCUACUAUUACAUAAGUCAUAUGUAUACUAAGAAAAAGGGAUUGAUUGCUUGUUGUGCUCCUUUAUUAUAUCAGUGGUUUCUAGAACAUCUUCCGAAGACAGGUGCUUGGGUUGAACAGACAGAUGUUAGUUGGCCUCAGAGAUUGGGAUCACUCCGAUCUGAGGAUCUCUCUUGGUAUUCCAAAGAAUACAUCAACAUGGACAUCAUAUUCAGUUGUGGAGAUUUCCCAAAUCUACCUCUUAUUGGAACUCAAGGAUAUGUAAAUGCUAAUCCAGUUCUAUCACUCAGGCAACUUGGCUACCUGAUGGAAGGCCCUCCAGAGGAAAAGUCUUUGGAAGCUUUCUUGUUACUUGACUUUGGAGUUGAGAAUCCUAGCUUAUUCCAACGAAUCAAAGAAGCUUGGAAGAAUGUUAAUCGAAAAGGGAAAGCUGAUUUGGGGAGAGAAAAUGGGAUUACAAAAGAACCAUAUUUUCAGUGGGUAAAGGAAAGGGUAGAGAUGAUCAAAAUUCCAUUCGUCAUUCGAGCACCUGUACCUCUUCCUGAACCUAAGCUCACCCAUGUCCCUAUUGAAGAAGUGGAGGAACUCAAGACCACCAUGGCAAAGUUAGAAAGAGAGAAUGAAGAGUUGCAGAUAAAACUCCAACAAACCGUCAAUGAGAACAACAAUAUGAAGUGGGAGCUUGAGAGAAAAGAGGCACAGCUUCAAGCACAUGUGGAAAAGUUCAACAAAGAGGAGCAUAAGAUAAAAAAGAUCAAAGUGGGAUUAGAACAAGCUGGUCAUUGUUUAGAUACUCUUAAGGGUUAA
Molecule: messenger RNA, 1122 nt
Organism: Lathyrus oleraceus (garden pea)
Lineage: Eukaryota; Viridiplantae; Streptophyta; Magnoliopsida; Fabales; Fabaceae
Exons: 1
Coding region: 1-1122 (373 amino acids)
Source: RefSeq, a predicted model, not a curated record